Impatiens glandulifera is the source of this 1617-nucleotide messenger RNA. RefSeq names its product UDP-glycosyltransferase TURAN. The record is from RefSeq and is a predicted model, not a curated record. The transcript has 16 exons. Gene Ontology annotation, cellular component: endoplasmic reticulum. NCBI's taxonomy places the organism in Eukaryota, Viridiplantae, Streptophyta, Magnoliopsida, Ericales, Balsaminaceae. Gene Ontology annotation, molecular function: mannosyltransferase activity. The coding region runs from base 108 to 1472 and encodes 454 amino acids.
UAGUUAAUUCUGAAAAAAAAUGAUGAUCAGAGAAAGAACCGGCAAGUUUUGGGAGAAGAGGUAGAGCUGCAGUUGUAGUUCUCGGCGAUUUUGGACGUAGUCCUAGAAUGCAAUAUCAUGCUCUCUCACUUGCUCGCCAGGCCAAUUUAGAAGUGGAUAUUGUUGCUUAUGGAGGCUCUAAACCACAUGCGACUAUCCUCGAGCAAAGGUCUAUUCACAUUCAUGAAAUGGCUCAAUGGCCGAUUAUCCCACGCAGUUUACCCAGGAUACUUCGACCCUUGAUGCUUUUGCUCAAGGCAGUAACUCAAUUUCUCAUGUUGCUGCAAUUUCUUUGUUUUAAAAUACCUGCGCCAGAUGUUUUUAUAGUGCAGAAUCCCCCUUCUGUCCCAACAUUGGUGGCUGUCAAAUGGGCAAGCUGGCUGAGAGGUAGUGCAUUCAUUGUCGAUUGGCAUAAUUUUGGAUAUACCUUGCUUGCACUAUCUCUAGGACGAAGCAGUCCUCUUGUGGCAUUAUAUCACUGGAUUGAAAAGCACUACGGAAGAAUGUCAGAUGGUUCUUUAUGUGUAACCAAGGCAAUGCAACAUGAGUUGGAGCAAAACUGGGGAAUUAAAGCUACAGUUUUAUAUGAUCAGCCUCCAGAGUUUUUUCAUCUUGCAUCCCUUGAAGAGAGACACCAGUUAUUUUGUAGGAUACACAAUGACCUCACUCAACCGCGUGGUCUUCAAGAUUGUGUCUCCUAUGGGAUAGAUACAGGGAGAGUGGAUUUCUCUGAAACAUUAUUUACAGCAGGGGAGGGCUCUGAUAUCUUCCUAAAGGAACACAGGCCAGCACUUAUUGUAAGCAGCACAAGCUGGACUCCUGAUGAAGAUUUUGACAUUCUCUUGGAAGCUGCAGUUAUGUAUGAUAGACGAGUGGCUGCAUUGUUAAAUGAAGAUGAUUCAACCAGUGAAGAGAUUCUGUGGAAGGAUAUUUGCGAUGGGAAGCAAUUUCCCUAUCCACGCCUUCUUUUUGUGAUUACAGGUAAGGGGCCAGAUAAGGAAAAAUAUGAAGAGAAGAUAAAGACAUUGAAAUUAAAGCGUGUCUCGUUCCGUACAAUGUGGCUGUCAGCUGAGGAUUAUCCACUUCUACUUGGAUCAGCAGAUUUAGGUGUUUGUCUGCAUACUUCAUCAUCUGGGCUGGAUCUUCCAAUGAAGGUUGUGGAUAUGUUCGGCUCUGGCCUCCCUGUCUGUGCAGUGUCAUACUCUUGCAUUGAAGAACUCGUAAAAGUUGGUCAAAAUGGACUUCUUUUCUCCUCUUCUUCAGAAUUGGCUGAUCAAUUCCUGAUGCUUUUUAAGGGUUUCCCAGACGAUUGCCCAACUUUGAAAUCUUUGAAAAAUGGAGCGCUCAAAACAGCUUCAUCCGAUAGAUGGGCGACAACAUGGGAAGCAAAUGCCAUGCCACUCAUAUCCGAGGUCACUGGGCGAAAUUCGUAACUCUGCAGAAGAAAUGCAAGGUGAAUUAACAAAAUAAAAUUACUAUGUAAGGGAACUAACAAAAAAAAUAUGUGCUUUUUCUUGGGGUGUCAAAAUGAAUUUAAUUGUUCCAUUUUGUAGCAUAUACAACAAGUGAUUGUGUGUU